Fusarium musae is the source of this 720-nucleotide messenger RNA. RefSeq lists its product as uncharacterized. Bases 1 to 720 code for a protein of 239 amino acids. The record is from RefSeq and is a predicted model, not a curated record. The transcript is spliced from 3 exons. Lineage: Eukaryota; Fungi; Ascomycota; Sordariomycetes; Hypocreales; Nectriaceae.
AUGCUACUGUAUACAUUAUACCUCGAUGCGGACUCGGCAACAGGCAACAUGAACAGCGGACAAUUCUGUCUUGACUUUUUAUCACGCGACGCUCAUGACUACAUCUCACAUGAACACCUUUUUCUCAGCGUUCGAUCAGCUCUUCCCAAGAUGUGGGGUGAACAAUAUCCGAUAUCAGAACUCCUCGAUGACAUGGAGAAUUAUCGCCCUCUCCGCUUAUAUCACCUCUGUCAAGGAUCUAAACUUGAGCUUCUCAGACUAGCACGGUCAACAACGCACGGUGGAUACGACGAUCUUAAGAAGCUCUGGCGGCAUGUCGAAAACUUCGGUGAUCAGGAAUUCGCCGAUAUCCUCCUCCUCGCCAAAAAGACGCCCAGCUCUGGAGGAAAGCGCCUCAUGUGGACAGUAUACGCCGCAGCCCUUGACUUCCACGCCUUGCAGAUCCUCUGCUCCAGCCUAGACACCUACAACGAAACGCCUUUCAAGCCCGAGCCCUCCCUAUCCUACAUCUUCAGCGUCGCCACAAAGGCUCUCGAAGAAGACCCCCGUCAAGUCUACCGUUUCAUGUGGUCGCUCUCCGUAGCACUCAGCAAAACGAAUCAGGCUUGGUUAUCUACCCAGCUUGCAAAAGCAAGGAUUUUACUACCGCGGUUUGGAGUUCCAGGGUUGAUACUUGAGCAAUGUGGGGGCCUAAGCGUUAAUAACGAGGGAGCACAGUAA